Malaclemys terrapin pileata is the source of this 4078-nucleotide messenger RNA. RefSeq names its product acyl-CoA (8-3)-desaturase-like. The record is from RefSeq and is a predicted model, not a curated record. Gene Ontology annotation, cellular component: membrane. Gene Ontology annotation, molecular function: oxidoreductase activity, acting on paired donors, with oxidation of a pair of donors resulting in the reduction of molecular oxygen to two molecules of water. The coding region runs from base 123 to 1481 and encodes 452 amino acids. Lineage: Eukaryota; Metazoa; Chordata; Testudines; Emydidae. The transcript is spliced from 20 exons. Gene Ontology annotation, biological process: lipid metabolic process.
GGCGCGGCAGAGGCGGGUCGGGUAGCUCACAGUACGCAGUUUGGUUAUGAUCGAGCGGAGCGGACGCGGCUCAGUAGCUGGCUGGCUUAGCGGGUCUCAGCGCUGAGACAGCGGGCGGGGGAAUGGCUCCUCUGCGGGGUCCUAAGGCGGGAAUGGAGGAGCCGGAGCCGGCUGCGGGCUCCUCCCCGCGGCGCUUCACCUGGGAGGAGAUCGGGCUCCGCACGGGCCGGGGGCACCCGCAGCAGGAGCGGUGGCUGGUGAUCGACAGGAAGGUCUAUGACAUCAGCCAGUUCUACCGGCGCCACCCGGGGGGCGCCCGAGUCAUCAGCAGCUACGCGGGGCAGGACGCCACGGAUCCCUUUGAAGCAUUUCACAUUGAUAAGGGGCUGGUGAGAAAGUAUAUGAGCUCAUUGCAGAUCGGGGAACUGGCCCUGGAUCAACCAAGCUUUGAGCCCACCAAAAAUAAAUUGCUGGUAGAGGACUUCCGGGAGCUGCACACCACUGUUGAAAGGAUGGGACUCCUCAACCCCAACCACCUCUUCUUCUUCCUGCUUCUCCUGCACAUUCUGAUGCUGGAUGUUGCUGGAUGGUUUGUUCUUUGGUAUUUUGGGACAUCUUUAGUGCCUUUCCUCAUCUCUACAGUGCUGCUGACUAUUUCUCAGUCCCAGGCUGGUUUUCUGCAGCACGAUUUGGGGCACCUUUCAGUUUUCAGCAGUACCAAAUGGAACCACUUGGUUCACGAGUUUGUGAUGAGCCAUCUGAAGGGGCUUUCAGCACAGUGGUGGACUCUCCACCAUUCCCAGCACCAUGCCAAGCCCAACUGCUUCCAUAAGGACCCUGAUAUUGCAAUGCAUCCCUUCUUGUUUGCUUUGGGAAAGAUACUCUCUGUGGAGCUCGGCAUGAAGAAGAAGAAGUUUAUGCCUUACAAUCAUCAGCACAAGUAUUUCUUCAUCACUAUGCCCCUGCUUGUGGUUCCAGUGUUCCAGUUGUACUCCUUGUACUUCAUAUUCCAGCGCAAACUAUGGAGGGAACUAGCUUGGACUCUGACCUACUUCAUCCGAUUCUUUCUUUUCUUCGAGCCCUUACUGGGAGUAACGGGUGUCCUGGGAUUCCUCCUGCUACUCAACGUCCUAGAGAGUAUCUUGUUUACCUGGAUAUCACAAUUGAACCACAUCCCUAUGCACAUUGAUUAUGAUAACAAUAUGGACUGGUUCUCUACACAGCUCCAGGCGACAUGCAACGUGGAUCAGUCCCUGUUCAAUGACUGGUUAACUGGGCACCUGAACUUCCAAAUUGAGCAUCAUCUUUUUCCUCGGAUGCCACGACACAACUACUGGAAGGUGACCCCCCUGGUGAAGUCAGUAUGUGCCAAACAUGGCAUCGAGUACCAGAGCAAGCCCCUGCUCACUGGCUUUGGAGAUAUUUUGCGCUCUCUGAAGGAUUCGGGGGAACUCUGGCUUGAUGCCUAUCUGCAUGGAUAAGCAGCAGCAGCUCCUAUGGAGGAGUUACCUGGGAUUGACUGCCAUGAAGAUGUAGUACACAGCAGGUUCAGGGAGAUGAGUGGGCCUAGUUGCUGCGGUGGGAGAGCUGUUGGGCUUAGUUUCAGUGUAGUGCGGGACAGCCAAAACUUAAGGUUGUAGAAUUCAUUGCUGUUCUGUUUUUCAUCCCGGUGGAAGGCUUUAUUGACAAAGCAUGGGCAGUCAGGCUUUUUCUUAAUCUAAUUUGUUCUGGCAUGGCACUUGACAGCUGGGAUCAUGCUACCAAGAAUGUUCUGUUCCCAGAACCUGAGUCAGAAUCCGUGUUUAUCCAGUUGCAUCAUCCCUUUUGGAGUUAACUACCAGACUACCGGGGGAGAGAGGAUGCCUUUGUAGCUUUCCAUAUCAAUAAAACACUGAUGAGAAAGUCCAUGAACUUGCUGCUGAUUGGGGAGCUGGCACCUGGUCAACCCAGCUUUGAGUCCUGCAAAAAUAUUAAGCUCCUUAAGUCUCUGACCGAAAAAGGAAUUUUUUCCAGCUCUUUAAUCACUUUGUGGCUCUUCUCUGCACCCUCUCGGAUUUUUCAAUAUCCUUUUUAAAAUGUGGACACCAGAAGUGCAUGCCAUAUUCCAGUGUCAGUCUGACCAAUUCUGGCAAACAGAGGUAAAAUCACCUUCCUACUCCUAUUUACCAUUCCCCUAUUCAUGCACCUAAAGAUCACAUUAGCUCUUUUUGCCACAGCAUUAAACUGGGAACUCAUGUACAGUGGCUUGUCCACUAUGGCCCCCUAAAUCCUCUUCAAAGUCACUGCUUUCCAGGAUACAAGUCCCCCAUUCUGUAGGUAUGACCUGCAUUUUUUGUUCCUAGAUGUAUGUGUAAUAAAACACAUUUUGUUUGAUUAGGCCCAGCUUACCAGUGAACCCGCGAGCAGCGGCACCGGAGGCAGCAAACAGGGCGGCUAACAGGGGAGUUUGAGAGGGAGUUUGCAGGGAGAGGAGGAACUGUGUCUUGUAGAAGCUAUGGAUGUGGGAAACUCAUACCUCUUAAGUUGCCACCCUGACUCAGAAAAAGGUUCUGAAGAGAAGCAGUGGAGGAGCACUGGCUGUAGGGUGCUCAGACCAACUCCAGUCUCUAUCUGUCUCAGAACGCACAUACAAGAGAGUUCCAGGGCUGGUGGUUCUAGCAUGAUUUGGGGCACCUUUCAGUCUUCACCAAGUCCAAAUAGAACCACUUGUGUCAUGAGUUUGUGAUGUGCAAUCUAAAGGGGUUGUCAUCCACAUGGCAGAAUCGCCAGCAUAACCACCAUCACGCCAAAACCAACUGCUUCCCCAAGGACCCUGAUAUUCUACUACAUCACUCCCUUUUUGCCUUGGGAAAGACACUCUCUGUGGAGCUUGGGAUGAUGAAGAAGAAAUUGAUACCAUCAGCACAAAUAUUUCAUCAGGCUGAGUUCCCUCUCUGGAAUGGCAUUCCCCUCUUCCAGUGAGAGGCAGGAUGGCAGCAAGAAGUCAGUGGUGAAGUUUCCUCAAAGCCUUUCAACCAACCAGGGCUUUGGGGCAGAGAAGCCAGUUCCACUCUCUGGCCAUCGUCUAAUGAAUGAAGGCUCAGGGAAAGGGUAAAAGUGGCCCUUCAAUACAGCUGGCAUGUGCAUGUGGAAUGAGCGAGUUCUCACCUAGCAAUUUCCACAGCCUCCCAGUUUAAUUCCUCCAAGAAAUCAGACAGAGAAGACUUUUCCUCCCAGCCUGGUGGGAGAUAUAAAUACAUGAGGAAGAAGCAUGUACUGCUGCAUAGGAUGUACUGCAUCUACAGGAGCUUCAGAUGGGAGGUGUGACGUUGCACUCCAUAUGCUUUAUGAAAAUAUGCUUAUGAAUGUGAAUAUGAUGUAACUGGAAUAUGCUUUAUGCAAAAGGUUUCUUGUAAGAUGUCAUUACAAAGCUUAUAAUCUACUGAGUGUGUUAUCCUAAUUGUUUGCAUGUAUUAUUUCUAUCUCUGAAGUUAGGAGAAUAAGAUAUAAACUUGUAUCACUGAUGUAAACAUAUUAAGUGGAAGCCAUUAAGGGUGCUUCAGAUUCAAUGAACUGUAAAUGGCUCAGUUUAUUUGCAAACCUUCCUGUGUACAUGUGGGCCAGUCCAGGAAGAAUGGAGGGUGGGGGUCUCACAGGACGUGAUCAUGUCACCUGAUAUUGGAAUCCAUCUUAAUCCCUGUACUUUUCCAUUCGAAAGGAGGGAUGGGGGCCAAGCACAGACAAAGGACUCCUGUCUUGUGCAAAAGCUAUGUAAAGGGGGUGGAGCAGGACAAAGGGGCUUCCAGUCAUGUGAAAACCCCUAGUUACCACCUGAGACGGCUGCUGGAAUUAACAAGGACUGUACCGGGGAAAGGAUUGGGCCCAGACUAGGAAGGAGUCUAGUCUAUGAAAGAAGCUUCUUGGAACAUCUCUGAGGGUGAGAAAUUACCUGUAAUCAGUUUCUUAAUGUAUUAGGCUUAGACUUGCAUGUUUUUGCUUUAUUUUGCUUGGUAACUUAUUUUGUUCUGUCUGUUAUUUCUUGAAACCACUUAAAUCGUACUUUUUAUGCUUAAUAAACUCACUUAUGUUUAUUAAUGAA